Molecule: messenger RNA, 3434 nt
Organism: Leptinotarsa decemlineata (Colorado potato beetle)
Lineage: Eukaryota; Metazoa; Arthropoda; Insecta; Coleoptera; Chrysomelidae
Product: carbohydrate sulfotransferase 5
Biological process (GO): sulfur compound metabolic process; N-acetylglucosamine metabolic process
Molecular function (GO): N-acetylglucosamine 6-O-sulfotransferase activity
Source: RefSeq, a predicted model, not a curated record
UCAAAGAGGUGGGGAUGAACCAUGCAAUUUUUCUGGGACGUACAUAGUAGACGGUUUUUCAGUGUAAAUGACAAGAAACGGGGUUGUGAUUAUAGUGAAGUUAGCAGAAACAUCGGAUAAGCGGUUUUCAGUAAUUGGUGUUUUGUGUUUUUGAUUAAUGCCAAAUCCAACCUCCAAAUUUUGACGGAUACGGAUGGGUUGUUGGGUCGAAUUGGUGGUAUUUUGGUGCAUAAAUACCUGCAAUCUUUAGGAUGUCUUGAACUUCAAUGAAUAGUAGCGAGUAGCCGAGAAAAAAUCGUCAACUUGUAAUGAAAACGAAGGGGUAUUUUCGAGAUUUUUUUAUGAGAUGAAAUAACCAUAGAAAUUAUUAACUCCAAAUGUGGGAGAGAAAUAAGACUAUGGGAUAGCCCGGUAGCAGAAUGGUUCGAAGAAAUGAGAUAUUCGGUAUAAGCAUAGUCGCGCUAUUAUGUCUCUUGCUGAUAGCUUUCAGUCAGAAAGAAACGACAAACUAUCGCAGAUCUCCCAAAUAUCAACAGCUGAUUGAUUUAGAAGAGAGCUUCAGAGUCUCCAAUAAUUUUACUGUCCCGACACCAACCAUACAAGAUGUGAUCUCAAUGCAACGAAAUCUUUUACUUAGCGAAUUGCAUGACUACCAGUUUCCCGAAGGAGAUAACCUCGAAGAUUAUACAUUAUUCACUGGUGGCCAGCCAGUUAGGACCAUUAUCAUAACAACAUGGAGAUCGGGGUCUACUUUUUUGGGAGACAUCAUAAACUCCCUGCCUGGUAACUACUAUCACUACGAACCCCUGCUGGAGUACGGCAUAAUGCAGAUUCGGGGCUCUCCCCAUGCUGAAACGGCACUUCAGACACUCAGAAGAUUACUCAACUGUGAUUAUACAAGUUUAUAUAGUUAUUUGGAAUAUGGGAUGUCUCACGUUUAUUUGUUCACUCAUAAUACUCGCUUGUGGAACCAGUGUGAAAUGUAUCCACAGUAUUGUUGGAAUUACACUUUUUUGAACGAAAUGUGUAGGUUGUUUCCAUUUCAAUCGAUGAAGACUGUUAGAUUGCGUUUGUGGUUGGCGGAGAGUCUCUUAGAAGAUGAAGAAGCAUUGAGAUACGAAGAUUUGUCCCUCAAUCCUGAAGAAAUUGUUGAAGACUUGUUCGAUUUUCUCGGACUGUAUUUCCACAGAGACGUCAAAAGAUUCAUCGACUCGCACACUAGGAUCAACGUUGGAGGGGUAUCAAGUACUUUCAGAGACUCGAAAAACGCCCCUUUUCAUUGGAGGAUGGAUCUGAACUACACUGAAGUACAAUACAUCGAGGAAAAUUGUGAUGAGGCCAUGAAACUCUGGGGAUACGUCAGAUCUAAAAAUGCCAGUAGUAUGCGUGAGUUCAACCCCUUGACGGACUAUGAUAUCAAAUGAAAUGAUAUUUAAAAACGAAUAAAUUAUCAGGUUCGUUGUGAUGAUAUGUAUUUUGACAAACUUAGGAUGAAUAAUAGGGUUUAUAUUUUUUAAUAGUGUUAUUCGAAAAUCAUCAUUUUUAUGGAUGCAGGUAGAACUCAUACAUUUUUAGUUUCAAAUAUUGCGGAGAAUUAAAGUGGCUCUGAUUUCUGCAUGAUCUACACAUCUUUGUAUAAAGUAAAUUUUUUGAAAUUGACUGUUUUCUUCCUUCCUUUGAAAGAUUCCCACAUUUUUUGUAUAAAGAUGGAGAAGUAGAAAACCAAAACCUUUCUUUUCCAACAAUUAAUCUUUCCUAAAAAUAUACCUCUUUCAGUUUAUACUAGAAGUUGUUUUAAAACUAUUCUAAAGAGCUUAAGAUACUGUUAUUGGCCAAAUUGUAUUCUGAACCACAUCAACUAGAUUAAUUCGUACUUUACUAGAGCUGAAGAUUUGAUGGUAUUAACUACCAAAUAUUUCUUUAAACCAAGACUCAUUUAGCAGAAAUAGUGUGCUAGACAGGACUCCUGACUCAUGUCUUUGGGUCAUAAGUUCUGACUAUAAUGGGUGCAAGGAUAGUUUGCUACACUGGACGCCCGACUCAUGAUCUUUGGAUCAUAAGGUCUCACUAUAAUGGGUGCAGAGAUAGUGUGCAGUACUGGACGCCCGACUCAUGAUCUUUGGGCAUAAGGUCUCACUAUAAUGGGUGCAGAGAUAGUGUACUAGGCUGAUCGCCCGACUCAUGAUCUUUGGACAUAAGGUAUCACUAUAAUGGGUGCAGAGAUAGUGUGCUAGACUGGAAGCCCGGCUCAUGAUUUUUGGGUCAUAAGUUCUCAGUAUCUGGCUGAGAGAACUACAAACUGCUAUGAUACUUCCUAGGAGACUCGGGUAGUUAUUAAAAUAGCACACAUAGAGCACGAGACUAAUGGUCAUAGUUGAUAAUACCCAGGACACCAAAAUAAAAAUUGAGAACUGUUGAAUCUGGAUUCAAACAAAAAACUCUUAUUACUCGUGACAAACCAAAUCAUUGUUCACAAUACAAUUUUUAUAAUGUUUUCGAGAUGAGGAGGGCUAGAAUGUAAAAAUCCGCAAUCAUAAGAGAUACAGUGUUGCCUAAAUUAGGAAGAAAUUGAGCAGUUCAGAGUUUUUUUCAAAAUUUAAGAAAUUCCGAUUAUGUUUGAUACAUCAAACUGAUUUUUUUUCCAGUCUGAAAUUUGCCGUGGCGAAACAGUUUGAAAACUCGCAACGAGGAAAUGUGUUUUUUUUUCUGAUAUCUCCUCAAAUAACGGAUAUCAGUCCUUUUCGAAUAUCUUCGAAACCAUUAGGAAUUUUCAAAAUUUCAAAAUGACCUUUAAAUACUCUCUGAAUUGAGAAACUAUUUUCUAAUUUUUCCGACUUUGUAUCUAUGAUAAAGCAUCUUCGAUUCUAAAGACCUCUCGAUCCUAAAAUUGAAAAUGUUGAUUUUCGAUCACACAGUAUUCUCCUAUCGAUUAUUUGAUCUCACAAACAUCACGAAGUAUCUUCAACGAACCUGACUAGAUAAUUUGAAUUGGAAAAUUUUCAAUCGAUUUUUCCAAUUCACGCCAUUCUUCACUCACUGUGCUGUUACUUAGUUUUAAGAUGAAUAAGAGCUGUUCCUAUUUUUUAAACGAGCAAUGAUUUUAUCGGUGCUACCAGUUCAAUAACCUGGGAGACAAUAUUUUAUUUCUUCAUUAUACUCCUAGUAUAUUGUUAAUAUGAUUUAAAUAUUUUUAUCUUGCCCUAACAGUAGUUAAAGUGGAAUUCUCAAAUUGAGAUUUCUCGUAAAAAAGUAAUCUACAUUUUUAGUACUUUCUGAUUGAAAUGAAGUCACACAUCGCUUAAUUAUUUUUGAAAUCAUGUUGAUUCAACAUGAGGAAUUUUAUUUCUACAAAUAUUUAUAUCGAAUAAGGAUGUCAAGCUUUAAUUUUAUAUUCUUCAAUGUAUUCAUAUAUUUUUCCAUUGUGUUCUAUAGUG